ACAAUUCCAGAGCGUGGAAACCUGGAGGAAGAUCGCUUUUUUCCCCUGGAUAAAAUGAAGAAGACAGAUGAAGAUUAACAAUUUGUAUUGGGAAAUUAACGUAGAGUUCGUGUGAUGUGGGUUAAUGUUCUGGUUUUUCUUCUCACCCAUUUGCUCACAGGCAUGAGUAUAAUCUUUAACCAAGACUAUGUAUGCAUAACAGAGUCUGGUAGUUUCACAACCAACAGUACAUAUGGUAAAAACCUUGACCAUAUUCUCGAUUCUCUCCCAGAUAAUGUCUCUAAAAGUGGUGGUUUCUUUACUGCCACCGCUGGCCAAGACUCCAACACAGCUUACGCUCUUGGGCUGUGCAGUGGAGACUUAAAUCCACACGAUUGUUAUGGCCUUGUGAAAUCCGCGGUUCGUGAUCUCAGAGAUAAAUGUCCCGACCAGAAAGAAGCCAUUUCAUGGUCAGGUGAUCCCGCAUGUAUUGUACGCUAUGCAAAUCGCCCCUUUUUUGGAAUCCUGGAGCUAGAGCCUACUACUGCUGGCACUAUCACGCACGACAUCGGCUCCAACUUACCACGAUUUGAUACGAUUUGGGAGAGUUUAACGGACCGUUUGGUGAGAAACGCUUCCAACGGCUCUUCUAGUCGUAAAUAUGCAACUGGGGAAGCAUAUUUUACAGUAUCUCAAAACAUAGAUGCACAAAUGCAGUGCACUCCAGACAUAUCACAGGAGGAAUGUGAUUCCUGCCUACGGGCCGCUAAGAGUUCCUUUAAAGCAUGUUGCCAUGGGAAGCAAGGAGGUUAUGUUCAGAAGCCUAACUGUAUGUUUACAUUCGACUUGAUUCCCACAAUUACACAAGACCAAAAACCAGAGAAGAAUCAGAACAAAUCAAUCUGGGUUCCACUUGGUGAAAGUUUAUCGGCGAUUCUUGGACUAGCUUUGGUUUCUGCUUGCGGUAUCUUCCUAUGGAAAAGGACAAACAUUCAAGGGGAUAAAGAAGAUAGCCAAGAAGUUCAAUUACUUGACUUGGUAAUCGGAAGCGGGAAUCAUGAGAACUCAAGCGAAAAUGUUGAAACAUCUCAAGAGUUUCCUUCAAUUAAAUUGGAUAUUUUACAAGCAGCGACCACUAAUUUUUGUGAUGAAAAUAAGCUCGGACAAGGUGGAUUUGGCCCUGUGUACAAGGGCACACUAGCAGAUGGAAACGAAAUUGCAGUUAAAAGGCUUUCAAGAGCUUCUAGUCAAGGGCUGCUUGAGUUCAAAAAUGAAGUCAUGUUAAUUGCCAAACUACAACAUAGAAAUCUUGUGAGGCUCUUAGGAUGUUGCUUAGAGAAAAAUGAAAAGUUACUUGUAUAUGAAUUCCUGCCCAAUAGAAGUCUUGACCUGUUCCUAUUUGAUUCAAGUUUGGCUACACAAUUGUCUUGGCAAAAGCGAUUCAAUAUUAUUAAAGGAGUUGCCCGAGGUGUCAUGUAUCUGCAUGAAGAUUCUCAUAUUAGAGUUAUCCACAGAGACCUUAAAGCAAGUAAUGUUUUACUUGAUCAUGAGAUGAAUCCGAAAAUAUCAGACUUCGGCAUGGCAAAAAUUUUUUGUGGAGAUCAAAAUGAAGCAAAUACCAAUAGAGUAGUCGGAACAUAUGGAUACAUGGCGCCCGAAUAUGCUAUGGAAGGACUCUUUUCUGUCAAAUCAGAUGUGUUUAGUUUUGGAGUCAUUUUGUUGGAGAUUAUAAGCAGUAAAAAAAAUAAUGGGUUUCAUCUCUCAGAACAUGGUGAAAGCCUUUUGACAUUUGCAUGGAAAUUAUGGUCAAAAGGUGAAGGAAUGGAACUAAUAGACGAGCAUCUUGCUGGUUCAAGUGUGCCAACAGAAGUGCUUAAAUGCAUUCAGAUUGGUUUAUUGUGUGUGCAAGUAGAUCCAGCAAAUAGACCAACUAUGUCAACUGUUGUUGCCAUGUUGGGAAGUGAGACCAUAACGCUUCCUCUACCAAUAGAACCUACAUUUUACGUUGGACAUUUUGUUGCAGAACCAAUUCAACUCAGUUUCACUGAUAGAAUAUUUUCUGUUAAUGAAGUUACGAUUUCAAACAUUUCAACUCGAUGAUUGAUUAGUUAUUGCAUGUUGCUUUUGAAAAAUUGUUAAUAUGUUAUUUUAUAUUGGAUGUAAAAUACUAAACGUUUUGCAACUUUUCUAUAAAACAACUAGAGAUUUUCUUUCA
Gossypium raimondii (Peruvian cotton) is the source of this 2194-nucleotide messenger RNA. Its product is annotated as putative cysteine-rich receptor-like protein kinase 30. Lineage: Eukaryota; Viridiplantae; Streptophyta; Magnoliopsida; Malvales; Malvaceae. The coding region runs from base 115 to 2079 and encodes 654 amino acids. Gene Ontology annotation, biological process: protein phosphorylation. Gene Ontology annotation, molecular function: protein kinase activity; ATP binding. The record is from RefSeq and is a predicted model, not a curated record. The transcript has 7 exons.